This is a messenger RNA of Entelurus aequoreus (snake pipefish), 6821 nucleotides long. RefSeq names its product cytidine and dCMP deaminase domain containing 1 (gene cdadc1). Bases 271 to 1809 code for a protein of 512 amino acids. The transcript is spliced from 11 exons. Gene Ontology annotation, molecular function: hydrolase activity; zinc ion binding. NCBI's taxonomy places the organism in Eukaryota, Metazoa, Chordata, Actinopteri, Syngnathiformes, Syngnathidae. The record is from RefSeq and is a predicted model, not a curated record.
UUGCUGAUCCUGAAUCAGUGUUUUUUGUCUACUGCGGUCAACCGUUGAUGAUCCGUUAUUUUCCAUAAAUCCGCGGACAGUUUUUGACGCUUGGGUGGUCCUGCAGUCGUCUGGUCGGUAUCCCUGCAGCCCUUCACUUCCUGUCCAAUGUAUUUUGAAAGCUUAGGUCGAGGGUUCCAAGCGGGGGGAGUCUGAGACCAAGGUGCGGUCAGUCUGGGUACUCGGAAUUCCCGACUUCCGGGUACGGCUUGAAGGCAGCACGCUGAUUGAAUGGAAGAAAGCAGGGGAGCGAAUCAGACUGAUGUGGGCAAGACCAGGCCUCUUGCAAGGGACUGCAGCACCCAGACAAUUAGCACAGGAGGGCAAGGUCAUGGUCUCAGGUUGUCAAAGAUAAACCUGUUCAGCUUGUUGAGUUUGUGGUUGGAGUUGUUCCCCCUGGAGCGACCUAAAGAAGAUGAUCAGAUCCGCAAUGUGGGUCUUGUGGUGGUGCAGGACACCAAAGUGAUGGGACUCCACUACUCUGGACAUGAGCUCCACGCGGGUCAAGCCGCCAUCAUCCAACAUGGCGCCCGUCUGGCCGACUGUCAGCUGUACUUCUCCAGGCGGCCGUGCGCCACCUGCCUGAAGAUGAUCAUCAACGCCGGGGUGAGUCAGAUCUCCUUCUGGCCUGGAGACCCGGAGGUCAGCAUGCUGAGCUGCAGCCCCCACGGUUCUCCCACCCCAGAGGAGGCCAUGUUGGAUGCCAUGGCAACGGAGAAGCUGAAGUCCAACAGCCGCUCCCACAUAUGUUUGCUCCUCCAGCCUCUCGCUCCUGGCAUGGCGCAGUUUGUUAGCGAGACGUCCAGAGAGUGUGACUUCAUGGUGAGCGCCACUGACGACGAUGAUUUCAACCUGAACACUGAAGAACUCUUCUGCAGGGAACAAGAAAGACACUUCCAUGAUUUCUCCAAACACUUCCUGAUCGAGAGCGCCCAUCAGCACAGAGAGAUUUUGACCAUGAUGCAUCUGGAGAACUUCUGUGUGGAACCUUACUUCUCCAACCUGAGACGCAACAUGAGGGAGGUGGUGGAGGUUCUUGCCUCGGUGGCGGCCGGGGUGCCUCAGCGACACUGCGGCUUUCACCGGGAACCCCCAGCUGCUGAUGCAUCAUCAUCAACAUCGUCGUCAUCGUCGCCACCCCCUUGCCAUGAGGGCGUGUCCCAAGAAAUUGCCCAUCAUUGCAUCAUCCAGGCCAGACUGUUGGCUUAUAGGACAGAGGACCCAAAAGUGGGCGUCGGCGCCGUGAUCUGGGCUCACAGACAGUCGGCUGUCUGUAACAGACCAGGUGGCCUGUCUCUAGUGGGCUGCGGCUAUAACGCUUACCCGGCGGGUUCGCAGUACGCCGAGUACCCGCUGAUGGACGACAAGCAGGAGGACAAACGGCGACGCAAGUACCGAUACAUUAUCCACGCGGAGCAGAACGCCCUCACCUUCAGGACCCGCGAUAUCUACCCGGAGGAAGCCGCCAUGUUGUUCGUGACAAAAUGUCCCUGUGACGAGUGCGUCCCUCUGAUCCGAGGCGCCGGCAUCACGCACAUCUACACCAACGACCACGACCGGGAUCGGGACAAAGGAGACAUUUCCUACCUGCGCUUCAGCAACCUGACGGGCAUCCAGAAGUUCAUAUGGCAAAGGAACACAGUCACGUCCUCCUACGUCACCGCCAACGGCUACGCGGGCAAGCGCAGGCGGCGGGAGGAGCAGGAGAAGCAAGGCAUCAAAAAGCUCCGCGACGACAGCGUGGCCGACAACUCGCCUCCUAUGAGCUGAGUAUCGCUUUCCCUGGAGGUCCACAAACAUUUGAUGUUCUUCAUGCUGCUGUUGAGGACAACUCACCAAAACACACCGACCUCAUCUUUACGAAGCAACUCACACAUAAAAAUCAUGUUUAAGUUAAUUAUCAUACUGUCAGAGGUCUUUAACAGGGGACCCCUAGAGGGUUCAUGUAGGUACUGCAAUUUUUGGUUGCUUAUACUUUAUUUUGAAUAUAUUUUUAGAUUUACCAGGCCAUUCUUCCAUGAGUUUAAAUGUCUUUAAAUACACAUUAAGACACUGUAAUGUAGUUUCGAAAUAGAAGUGGCAUGGACACUCGGGCUGUGAAUCUUUGGGCACCGCGCGAUUCGAUUCGAUUCCUGAGGAUAACAAUUCGAUUCAGAAUCGAUUUUACAUUCAAAAUUCACACAUUUUUAAUGACAUUGGGUGCCAGUUCUAUGAUUAACUACAUUCCUGCAUAAAAUAGAUAAACAGCUCUGAUAAAUGUUUAUAUUACUUAAAAGAAAACUUUUUUUAAAAAUAAAAUUCUACCCAAAUAUUUAAUAAAGUCAAAUACAAAUAAGUUAACUUAUUUUUUUCUAAAGUAAAUCUGUACAGCAGAUAUGAAUCAUCUACAUCAACAAUAUGAUUUGCCUGAGUGGCUUAACAGGACAGAUUAUAUAUAUAUAUAGGACAGAUAUAUGUAUAUAUUUUUUCUUUUUAAAGAAUAGUUACAAAUAAGAAUUGUGAUUCAUUCAAAAAUAAAAAAUGUUGACACCCUUAAUGGACACCAUACUCAACGUAUCUUGAAGUUUUAAAUAAAACCAUCAAUAAUUAUAAUUGCAUCUAUGUUAGCAUUUCUGAUAGCUAGUGAUUAGCACGCUAGUUACCUGCUAGCAAUUAGCGCACCAGUUGCCAGCUAUCAUUAGCCGUGCAAGCCGCCGGCUAGCAUUUAGCUAUCAGCCAACGAUUAGUGUGCCCAUUGUUAGCUAGCAUUUAGUGUGUUAGUUAUCAUUUAGCGAUUAGCCUGCCAGUUAUCAGCUAGCGAUUAUUACGGCAGUUGUCAGCUAACGAUACACUCGUCAAUUGCCAGCUAGCGAUUAGCGUGCCUGUUGUCAGCUACGGUUUAACGCACCAGUUGUCUUCUUGUGAUUAGUGCACUAAGUGUGAUUAGCUUGCUAGUUGCCAGCUAGCUAUUAGUGGCAUUACACUAUAUUAUUUCAAUAUCUUAGUAUUGCAUAGUAACAAUGCACAUUUAGGAUCAGUUUAAUUUAAAAUAAAAUUUUAUACAAGAUAUAAGUAAGGGGGUCCCCGCUCCAUCUCUCUAUUAGUUUGGUGGUUUUUGGCCUAAAAAAUGUUGAAGACCUCUGUCAUACGUAAUACGAAAUGUUUUACGACAAAGUAAUUUGUUCCUCAAAUUACAGAAAUUCGCAAUGUUUCGUUUAGUAAUUACUGUAAUUUCCGGACUAUAAGCCGCUACUUUUUACUCACGCUAUGAACCCUGCGCUCUAUAUAAUGUUUAUGGAGGUUCCUGGUUCACGAGAUUCACAAGCUGCCAAUAGAUUUACCCUCGUCACAUUAGAUUAAUGAAAUGGCCGAACGGGUCCCGGCGGACCAAUGACAUUUUUCACAUUAAACCACACGCGCUCACACAAUCAUUCAGUCAGCCAUUUAGCGCGUUAUGGACUCACCCUCAUCACGGAAAAAUGCACAAGAUGCAGCCCAAUAGCCAAAGACGAUUGACCCGGCCAUUGAAAAAAUGAAACAACCGCCACACGGAACGAAAAUCCACUGCAACUAACAGGCCUCAUGAAGGAGGAGAGCGCUCGAUGACUUUUCCGGUAGGCUCCUGUACGCUGUGUUACAGGCACUGUCUUUUGUUCAAUUUGUGAAUGAACACUAGUGCCUCUGUAAAUAUUUGUUUUAAUGUCAUUUGUAUUUUUAAUGUAUUUAUUAUUUAUUAUUUUAUUUACUAUAGUUAAUUAUAAAUGUUAAUUUAAUGUAAACUUAAACUUAAAAAAAAUGGCUGUAAAACUGCUUUUUGACAAUAAAUGUACAAAAUAAAAUUUGUCCAAAAACGAGGUGGGUGCGGCUUAUAAUUAGGAGCGCUAUAUCGCCCGGAAAUUACAGUAAUACUGUAUGAUUUUCACAAUGUACUGAUUCUCUCAGCUGAUCUUCCAAUGUUAAUGUGUGCUGUGAUUGGCUGACGACAAGUCCAGGCUGUAGAGGAUGGAUGAUGGAAUUAAAUCCCAUCGAGUGAUUUGCACAAAAGUGCUAAAAAUAGCACUUAGAGGUUGAAUGGACACUAAUGGACUCCUCUUGUUUGUUGAAUACCUUUAAUCUGAAAAGCCUCUUCAGUUCUAAAAUAGUAGGUGCACCGUUUCCCCAAAAAAUACAAAACCCAUAAAAAUGUUAUGUCAUUCAUGAAUCCUAAAUUGUCGAUUCCUCUUUGGGAUUUUAGAAUUAAGUACUCCCUAAUUUCUAAACCCAGUUCCAAAUUUUGAUUUUUUGACGAAACUAUUGUAUGAUAUGUUGGAGAAAUUGGCCCCCAUGCCAAAUGUAUUUUCUUUGGUAGCACACCGCGUGUCCCCGAAAAUGGACGGAUGGAUGACCAAGACAAUGUUUGUGCGAUAUUGACAAUAUAAAUCAUACAAACUCGGCCGACAAAAGAGCAUGAACGCGUCCUCGAUGCAAUGUAGCGUUUUUUGCCAACGGCUAACAGUGAAAGUUACUAAUCCUUGCCUUCAUUGUGGCAAGUAAAGUACGUUUCUUACAAGUAUCAUUAUCAGUGGAGAAUGAGGAUUAGCGAAACAUGCUACAUUACACACCAAAGGAGGAUAUGCGAACCGCUGAACUAGAGCUUUUGAAUGUAAAACAGCGGUGGGCAGCAAGAUACAAAUAUUGACUGUAACGAUUUCCAAGUAUAGUAUCAGUAUAAGGUCGAUACUGCAGUGUUUUUUAUUAUCUCUAAAUCUUCUUGGGGGAGGCUUUUUGUUAUUGUUUACAAACUCAUUUAAAUCUGAGUUAAUUCUAUUUUUUCUUAUGUUUAGUUUCCACACAAUUGACUUUAUUUUGCUCAAUAUAUUGUAUGUAAUAGAAGGGAAUAAAGAAAUACAUAUUUAAUUGAUAUUGUUACACCACCAUCAUGUGUUUGUUAUCAUUGUGAUCAAAAAUGUAAUCAUUCAAUGACCUUGAAGUAUGAACAUUGGUAUGACCAAUGCUGCCCCUGAAAUACUUGGUAUUGGAUCAGCGGCUGCUGGUCUUUAAAGUAGGGGAAGCUCAUUUUCAGCUACUCUCUAAACACGACUGUGGAAGUCUCUUGCUUCCGGGUUCUUUGGACCGCCCACCACGGACAUGACAGCUGCAUUCAGGGUUUUGAACAGUGUUUUAUUUUUCAAUAAAAUGUCCUUUUUGUCCAUUUCAGCCAUAUCGACUUCUUUGCUCGCUCUUCCCCUACCUGAGCACACGAAUGGUUUCUCUGCUGCUUUUCAGCAAACAUCUUUUGUGUCUGUCCGUCAGUUUGCUCUGCCAUCCACCAACAACUUCCCCCUCUCCUUCCCGCCUUUAACAGAGCGACAGGUGAUCAGACAAACACUCACAGCUGUGCCAUCUACGCACCUGCCGCUAAUCUCGAGGCCGGUCCUGACACGCCCCGCUUCUCCGCAGGCCACGCCCCCCCACAACGACUACACUCUUCAACACAACAGAUAAAAUAUAUAAAGAUGCUAAAUUUUACAAAGCAACCGUCACUUACAGGAUUGUAAAAUUCUCCUUAUCAACAUGUAACAACAGAAUGAAACUUUGACAAAAUGCUAUAUUCCAAGAUCGCCGUAUCGCUCUUUUUGCUGUCAAACAAAAAGGGAUUCAGCCUCAGACCAUCCACUUCCAGAGACUCUUGGCGUCCGUGGGAGAGACAAAGCCGAGCAUUUAUCCAACGAAUGUGUAGUUUGGCUGCAGUGCAACAACCCAGUCUGUGCUCCCCCAUUGAAGUCAAUGGACGCUCGGCUUCAACACCGUUUUAAAGAAGCUGAUUUUGAACAAAAGUUGAAUGCAUUAUAGCGCACAUUUAGUCAAUGAAAUGUAAACACAAAAGUACAUAUUUGGACACUUUUUUUGGUUUGUUGUUUUAACAUUUUAGAGAAGGCCCCAGAGCAGUCGCCCAUGCAAAGAAAGGAUCGAUACCCAAAUGUGUAGUAUUACUCAAAACUAAUGUAAAGUAUCCAAAUAACAGAAUAAUAAGUGUUUAUUACAUUUUAACAGAAGUGUAGAUAGAAACGUGGUACAAUAGAAAGUAACCAGGUAUUUAGAGUAAACUACAUGUGAAUGCUCCAAUGCUGAAGUUGAACUGAAAUCCUGGAAUUUUUUUUAGAAUUGUUGAAGAAGAGCAAACAAUUUUGAACAGGCUGAAUAUUUUGAAGUUGGAACAGUUUGAAUCAGAUGAAAAUUGUAGGAGUUGUGGAACUUUGAAGAAUGUCCCAUUGAUUUAAUUGGGAAUUUCUGGAAAAGCUGGAAUUUUUUUGAAAAUGGUAAAAAAAAAAACUUGAAUGGUCUGAAUGAGUUGAAAUGGUUGGUGUUGGAAUUUUUUCCAAAUCGGUCGAGAAAUGUUGAAGUAGUAACAUGUUGAAUUGAGAAAUGGUAUUACGGAAAUCCUGGAAUUUCGGGAAAAACUGGGAUUUUUCCAGUUCAAAAAACAACUUCGUUUUUUGUCCUGAUUAAGAGGAAUGUUUUGACGGUGGAACGGCUGAAGUGGGUUGAAAAAUGUGGGAGGAGUAGUCGCCAGAAAAAAGGGUGGAAAUAGGGCUUUGGAAACUAGGAAUUUGGGAAAAUCCUGGAAUUUUUUUGAACUUGGAAAAAGAGUAGUUAGAAUUUCCAAGGUGAUGGAAUGUGUUGAAGGUGCAGUGUUUUGAAUAGGUUGAAAAAUGGCCAAUUCAUUUUGAAUGGGGAAAAUGUCCCGGGAAACCUGGAAUUUGGGAAUUUUUGGAAUUUGUCAAGGGAAAGCCCGCGAUUCCCGAAUAGGCUCAACUGUUUGA